AUGUUCAGCGCGUUGUGGAGCAGUGGAGAUAAGCUCAGGGUGUUGACGAUGAUAUCUGAGAUGUUGAGCCACGGGAUUGAUCUGGUUGAGGAAGCUUUUGAGCUCUUGGUUGACAUGAGAAGCUGCUGUGAGUUUCGGCCGUCGGUUUUUACAUACAACAUUGUGCUUUUGGGGUUUUGUAAAGCUCAUAGGAUCGAGGAAGCGAUCGAUGUUUUGGAGUCGAUGGUUGGGAAUGGAUUGAUGCUAUUUCUGAGUAUUCUUUCAAGAGAUUGCAUAGGAAUUUCCCUUUACUCAAUGUUUUACAGAAAUCUUCUCACACGUUUGGACAUUAAGUUGUUAGUAAUCAUUGUAUCGCUGCACUGA
This is a messenger RNA of Microthlaspi erraticum, 363 nucleotides long. The record is from the annotation of a GenBank genome assembly. NCBI's taxonomy places the organism in Eukaryota, Viridiplantae, Streptophyta, Magnoliopsida, Brassicales, Brassicaceae.